GCUGGGACGCGUGCCGCGCACUGGCACUGCCCGGGCACCAGCCGGGCUGCACGAAAACUCGCUGUGUGCCCUCCUCAGUUAUUCUACAAUGAGUGCCAAGUCUGCCAUCAGCAAGGAAAUUUUUGCACCUCUUGAUGAAAGGAUGCUGGGAGCUGUCCAAGUCAAGAGGAGGACAAAGAAAAAGAUUCCUUUCUUGGCAACCGGGGGUCAAGGAGAAUAUUUAACAUAUAUCUGCCUGUCAGUGACAAACAAGAAACCCACACAGGCAUCCAUCACGAAGGUCAAACAGUUUGAAGGCUCCACGUCGUUCGUGCGGAGAUCACAGUGGAUGCUUGAGCAACUUCGCCAGGUUAAUGGCAUCGAUCCUAAUCGGGAUUCUGCAGAGUUUGAUUUGUUGUUUGAAAACGCAUUUGACCAGUGGGUAGCCAGCACAGCCUCAGAAAAAUGCACCUUCUUCCAGAUCCUCCACCACACCUGCCAGAGGUACCUCACGGACAGGAAGCCGGAGUUUAUUAACUGCCAGUCCAAAAUCAUGGGAGGGAACAGCAUCCUCCAUUCGGCAGCCGAUAGUGUGACCAGCGCUGUACAGAAAGCAAGCCAGGCCUUGAAUGAGCGCGGGGAGCGGUUAGGCCGAGCAGAGGAGAAGACGGAAGACAUGAAGAACAGCGCCCAGCAGUUCGCGGAAACUGCGCACAAGCUUGCCAUGAAGCACAAGUGUUGAGAAACUGCCUGUCACAGCGAUGACCCUCUCGAGAGAAAUGGAAGAGUUUGCUCAGCACUUUUUACAAGAAUUCCGGACCUCUGCUUGCUUCUCCCCCCCACCCCCAC
This is a messenger RNA of Callorhinus ursinus (northern fur seal), 828 nucleotides long. RefSeq names its product syntaxin binding protein 6 (gene STXBP6). Gene Ontology annotation, cellular component: exocyst; plasma membrane. Lineage: Eukaryota; Metazoa; Chordata; Mammalia; Carnivora; Otariidae. Gene Ontology annotation, molecular function: phosphatidylinositol-4,5-bisphosphate binding. The record is from RefSeq and is a predicted model, not a curated record. Gene Ontology annotation, biological process: exocytosis; Golgi to plasma membrane transport; regulation of SNARE complex assembly.